Polypterus senegalus (gray bichir) is the source of this 6515-nucleotide messenger RNA. RefSeq names its product anaphase promoting complex subunit 1 (gene anapc1). The coding region runs from base 207 to 6026 and encodes 1939 amino acids. The record is from RefSeq and is a predicted model, not a curated record. Gene Ontology annotation, biological process: anaphase-promoting complex-dependent catabolic process; metaphase/anaphase transition of mitotic cell cycle; protein K11-linked ubiquitination. Gene Ontology annotation, cellular component: anaphase-promoting complex. Gene Ontology annotation, molecular function: molecular adaptor activity. Lineage: Eukaryota; Metazoa; Chordata; Cladistia; Polypteriformes; Polypteridae. The transcript is spliced from 48 exons.
CUGACGGGAAACAAACAUGGCCGCGUCUGUUUGAACCUUUCUUUUUCUUUUCUUGCUAAGGGUGGCAUUUUCCUAGAUAUCAGAUUUCGAUUUGUAAUUAAAUACGUAAGAGACAAAAUAGUAUUGAAAAUUCGGAAAACAAGGACGCCGAGAGGAACUAAUAGACGAUUUGUUAUUAUCAGAAAUAAUGCUGAUAUCUGUAACUCAUGUCGACCAUCUAUGAAGAGAGAGCAACGAUGAUAGCAGCAGGGGAUUUGCAGGAGUUUGUUCCAUUUGGUCGACACCACUGCAAGAACCACCCUAAUGCCGUAAACCUCCAGCUUCGGCAGCUGCAGCCAGCAUCUGAGCUUUGGUCCUCUGAUGGAGCUGCAGGCUUAGUGGGAUCACUUCAGGAGGUUACACUCCAUGAAAAGCAGAAGGAAAGCUGGCAGCUUAGAAAAGGCACUGGUGGUGACUUAGAAGGAGUUGAAUAUGAUGAAGAGCUGUAUUCAACUGGCAAUAUGGUCAUAUGGACACGAGGAAGUAGAGGACAGACAUCUUAUGUAUAUAAGGCAUUUACUGUGGAUAGCCCUGUCCUUCAGGCGGUAUGGUGCAAUUUUAGUGUUCUUCAAAAUAAGGAUGAUGAACAAGAGGUAGAAGAGGAGACAGUCUGCAUUGUUCAGAGCGCAUGUGUGGAAGUUCACACUGUGAAUGGAAAAGAUUUCAUUUCCCCUUUACCAUUUCAGGUAGAAAAUGUCUGGUCAACAAAAUUUGGCCUUCUGUUUGAACGUAGUAAUCCUGCUACUGAAGUUCCUCAGAGUCCACCUAGAGAGCCCUUGCCAACAGUUUUCAGUAUGCUUCACCCUUUGGAUGAAAUAGCACCAGUUGUGUGCAGAUCACCAGGUUUGUCUGAUGCCUCAAGAAUACAGUAUGUUUCAGACAGCACAUUAAGAAUUGUUUUUACCAGCUGUGAGCCAUCAAUCAUUAUGACUUAUGACACAGUUCAGUAUCUGCACACCAUCUGGACAUUACGCAAAGUGAGAUCUGAGGAAAAGAGUGCAGUUUUAAAGUACUCUGAACAAAUGACCCCACAAUACUUUGGUACCUCAUUUGGCUCUCAUAUCAGAAAUAUUUCAAAAGGAGACUCGCCAGCUUCCUCUCCGUUUCAAAACUAUUCCUCCCUCCACAGCCAGAACAGGACUGUGUCAUCUCCUGGAUUUCACUCGAGAUCUCAUUCCCCUUCUAUAUCUAAUAUGGCCGUACUCAGCCGUUCACAUUCUCCAACAAUUGGAAUGCCUUCAUUCUCAGGUGUUCAGAGAUUCAACAUGUCUUAUCAUACACCUUCUCCUAAACGUCAGAAUGCUUCUCAUUCACCAAACAGUACAUUGAAUGAUUCUUUCUUGGGUCCGGAGACCGAACCAAUUGUUCCACAGCUUUGCAUUGAUCAUCUUUGGACAGAGACUGUAACAAAUCACAGGGAAAAGACCUCACAGGCCACUAAAGUUUUCAUUACAACUGACUUUUGUGAGCAGAAAUAUCUUUGCUUUUUAGUGGAAUCACAUCACCAGCUGAGGUGUGUGAAAUUAAUUGAAAGUAAUGACCUUUCCCAGUUAAUUUUUGUAUCGGUAACAACUAUUUCAGCGAAGGAUGCAGCUCCAGUUGAGAGUAUUGAUGCAAUGCUUGUUUUGGAAAUGAAUGGAAGCUUGGUCUUGUAUACUGGAGUUACCCGGGUGGGCAAAGUUUUUAUCCCUGGCUUUCCAGCACCAUCUUUAAACUUGUCCAAUCUUAUGCCAAGACCCAGUACUCCUAUUAAGGGCAUCAGUACUCCAACAAGAAUGAUCAGCAGACAAAUGGGACAUUUGGAAGAGGUUGUAAUGCCAUCACCUGUUACAGAACUAAGAAGCUCUUCUAGACUUAAUGAGACCUCCUUAAUUGAAGAAUGCACUUUUCAGCCAGUAGGAACUUAUAUUCAUUCUUUAAGAGAUUCAGUUCAUAAUAGAGUUACUUUGGAAAUGACUACUGGUGCAAUGCUUAGAAUAAGUAUUCCUGACAUAGCAUCUUCAGAGCUUGUAAAAAAAUGUUUGCUUGCAAUCAAGUACAUUCUUCCCAAAGAUGUUGCAAUGAAAAUACUUAUUAAAUGGUACAAUAUCUAUAAUGCACCUGGAGGCCCAAGCUCUCAGUCUGAGUGGAAUUUGUUUGUUACUUGUCUAAUGACUUUGAUGGGCUACAACACAGACAGGUUAUCGUGGACACGUAAUAUUGAUUUUGAGGGAUCACUUUCACCAGUCAUUGCUGCAAAAAAGGCAAGACCAUCUGAUAUGGGGUCAGAUGAGGACUGGCAGUAUUUGAUAACAUCUGAUUACCAUCAGCAACUUGGGAUGCACACCAUGCUUUGUUCCUUAUAUUUAGAUUCUAUAGAAGCAUUUCAGUCAAAAGAAGAUCUUUCUUCUCAGUUCAAGUUUGACAUUUCUGCUCCCCUCUUUAGCCAUAUACCUGCUGUCUUCUAUGUCCUUCACUUGGUGUAUGAAGAGUUAAAAUUGGACAAUUUAAUGAGAGAUAAUACACGUUCCCUUGUUGUUUUGCUGCUACAACUUGCACGGGAUCUUCAGCUACAUGAGUACAUAGAUUUCUACUGGAAGGACUACCCUUCGCUCACAAAAGCUUGUAGCCAGACAUGUAUCAUUGGAGAAGCUCAAACUAGCCACAUGAAUCAACCCGUCUACUUCUCUGUUGAGCCACCCAGUGUCUUCCAGUGGCUCUGUUGCUGCCUGAAAGGAGAAAGCUUUUUGCCUUUUCCAUAUUUGCCUGUGAUCUGUGAAAGAACUAAGCUGAUAAUUUUGAGUUUUGCAUUGUAUAUUCUGGGUGAUUAUAGUGCUGUUUCUAGUGAACCUUCGAAAUACCUACUUAAAAUCUCAGCAGGGCAGAGAAAGCCUUUAAAGGAACACGAAGAUAAAAGAUUGAGUGCCCUAAGACCAUCUGUAUUGAAUUCAAGUCUUGCAGAAAAACUUGUGACUUGGCUAACCCAAUCAGGAUUUACACUUAGAGAUUUGGAAUCUGUUCCAAUUGGUGUUGCUUUGCCUAUCAGAGAUGCUAUCUAUCACUGUCGAACACAGCCUUCAUCUGGUUGGUCAGAAGAUGUUUGUAUGCUUAUUGGACGGCAAGACCUCAUUAAACAGGCACAUGAAGUUACCAUAGCAAAAGGAAAAUCAACUGUGGGUCAAAUGAUUGGUUCAGACCUGCCCCCUGCUAAUGAAACAGAAGAUGAAGAUGAUGGAAUGAAUGAUAUGAAUCAGGAAGUAAUCUCACUGAUCUGGUGCAAAGAUCUACGUGUACAGGAAGUAAGGAGAUUGCUUCAAAGUUCGCAUCCUGUGCGAGUGAAUGUUGUCCAGCUACCUGAAGUUAGUGAUCAUGAGUACAUAGAAGAAAAAGAGAACAAACUGCUGCAGCUUUGUCAGCGAACUAUGGCACUCCCUGUCGGAAGAGGGAUGUUUACAUUGUUUUCUUAUCAUCCUGUACCAACGGAACCACUUCCAAUUCCAAAGCUUAAUCUUACUGGUCGUGCUUCUCCAAGAAAUACAACGGUAGAUUUAAAUAGUGGAAAUAUUGAUAUUCCUCCCAAUAUGGCCAACUGGUCUAGCUUCCAUAAUGGUGUCGCUGCUGGACUAAAGAUUGCACCAGCUUCCCAGAUUGAUUCAGCAUGGAUAGCUUAUAACAAGCCUAAGAAUGCAGAGCUUGCUAAUGAAUAUGCUGGUUUCCUGAUGGCUCUGGGACUCAGUGAACAUCUUACAAAGUUAGCCACCUUGAACAUACAUGACUACCUUACCAAGGGUAAUGAGAUGACCAGUAUUGGAUUACUGCUUGGUGUUUCUGCUGCAAAGUUAGGCACCAUGGACAUGUCAAUCACUAGACUUUUGAGUAUUCAUAUUCCUGCAUUGCUACCACCUACUUCAACAGAAUUAGACGUACCUCAUAAUGUUCAAGUGGCAUCUGUUGUGGGACUUGGCUUGGUUUAUCAAGGAACAGGUCAUAGACACAACGCAGAAGUUCUUUUGGCAGAAAUAGGUCGUCCUCCAGGUCCUGAAAUGGAGUACUGCACCGACAGGGAGUCAUACUCUCUGGCAGCUGGUUUAGCUCUUGGUAUGGUUUGCUUGGGGCAUGGCAGCAACUUGAUUGGUAUGUCUGAUCUGAAUGUACCCGAACAACUAUAUCAGUAUAUGGUAGGAGGACACAGACGCUCUCAGACUGGCAUCAACAGGGAAAAACAUAAAUCGCCAAGUUACCAAAUAAAGGAAGGCGACACUAUUAACACAGAUGUUACUUGUCCUGGUGCAACUUUGGCUUUGGCUUUGAUCUAUCUGAAAACAAAUAACAGGUCGAUUGCUGAAUGGCUACGUGCACCAGACACUUUGUUCCUGUUGGAUUUCAUUAAGCCGGAAUUUCUUCUCCUCAGGACAUUUGCAAGAUGUCUUAUUAUGUGGGAUGAAAUUGUUCCAGAUUCAGAAUGGGUCAACAGCAAUGUGCCCCAAAUAAUACGUGAGAACAGUGUGUCUUUUCAUACAGAAGAAAUACGCACAUCAGAAGAUUUGAAUAUGGAAACACUAGCCCAAGCACAUGUCUACAUAAUUGCUGGUGCUUGUAUGGCUUUAGGGUUUCGGUUUGCAGGAUCAGCAAAUGAGAAGGCCUUCAGUUGUCUGCACAAAUUUGUUAAAGAAUUCAUGCACUGUUUAACGUCUUCCACAGCCACAAUAACAGGACAUUACAACUUGCAGACUUGCUUGAGUGUCAUACUCUUGUCCCUUGCCAUGGUGAUGGCUGGUACCGGGGAUUUAACUGUUCUCCAGUUUUGUCGUUUUUUGCAUAAGAAGACUGGUGGUGAAAUGAAUUAUGGAUUCCACAUGGCUCAUCACAUGUCACUUGGUCUUCUGUUCCUAGGAGGUGGAAGAUACACACUGAGCACUUCCAAUUCUGCUAUUGCUGCUCUGCUUUGUGCAUUAUAUCCUCAUUUUCCAGCUCACAGUACUGACAACAGAUAUCAUCUUCAGGCGUUAAGACAUCUGUAUGUACUGGCUGCAGAGCCUCGACUGCUUGUUCCUGUUGAUGUUGAUACAAAUACACCUUGUUAUGCACUUCUGGAAAUUACAUAUAAGGAAACUCAGUGGUACAAGGAAACUACAGUUGAACGGAUGGCACCUACACUACUACCAGAGCUCCAUCUUUUGAAACAGGUAAGAGUUAAAGGACCACGAUAUUGGGAAUUGACUAUUGAUGUUAGCAACGGAACAAGUCAUUUACAAGCAAUACUAUCAAAAGAUGGAAUUCUGUAUGUUAAGUUGAGAGCAGGACAGCUGUCAUACAAAGAUGAUCCUCGAGGAUGGCAGAGCCUUUUAGCACAAACAAUAAGUCACAGAAACCCAGAAGUUCGUAGUUUCAAGGUAAAAAAAAUGCCUGAAGCAAUUUCAGCCUUUACAUCUGAUCCUGCACUUUUGUUAUUUGCUGAAUACUUCUGCAAGUCUACCAAAAAUGCAGAAUAUAAACAAGAGCCUCUUGUAUUAUUCUCCUCUAUUCUUUAUGAAUGUGUUACUCAGGAAACUCCAGAAAUUCUGCCAACAUAUAUAGCCAUAGACCAGGCUGUACGAAGACUUGAAAAAAAUGAGAUCUCGGAGACAUUUGAUUUCUGGCAAAUUAAACUUGUUUUUGAGUUCUGUAACUCUAAGAUCCUAGAAAACCGUUUAAGGCAGACUACUGAGAAAGGUCUUCUUAUUAAUUCAGAAUUUCUUCCAGUUAUAAAAUGUGCCAUUGAUAAUACCCUGGAUCAGUGGCUAAGUGAUUUUGGACAUGUUCUGAUGUCUUAUUUAAAUGGUGAGCCCUAUGAUGAGACACAGACAAACAUGCUGGCCUGUUUUCUUGUAUACCAUUCCUUUCAUACACAUGGAAGAAACAUUUUUGGAAACCAAGAUGUCAAAAGCUUCAGUGAACUGCUUUCAAAAUUUUCACCACUUGGUGUGCCUGUGCAAGCGUUGCUGCGUCUGGCAACAUUGUUUGUUUAAUCUACAAGCUGUUAAGGAGUUUGCUUCUUUAAAAAUACAGGAUGUUGAUGAUGUUGAAUAUUUUUUAUGCUUGUAAUAAUAAAUAAAACAAAAUGUACAUAGCUGUUUUCUCUGAUAUAUUAAACCUGAAAAAAUUUUGUAUUCAUUUUGAAAAUGUUACUGAAAUAUUACUGGUUUUUUAAUGUGAAAAAUAUAAAAGUGAAACUUUAAAAGCAGAAUGGUUACUCUAUCAACUGUUCUUUAUUUUUUAUUUUUUUCUCUCUUUUAAUGUGAACAUUUCAUGGCAUUUAGUUAUUUAAGCACUUUGAAAUCUUUUGCAAAGAGCAUUUUAUAGGCAUUCUUGUUUUUGCACUGAGGUCCUGCAUGACCAACAUUGUAGAAUGCUUAUUUUUGAUAUUUAAGUAGUGUUUGUAUCACUACAUUUCUUUAAACAGAAUGAAAUUCUGUAAGUGUAUUGUUCAGUGACAAUAAAAUACUUAAUAAGUAAAA